Molecule: messenger RNA, 2215 nt
Organism: Austrofundulus limnaeus
Lineage: Eukaryota; Metazoa; Chordata; Actinopteri; Cyprinodontiformes; Rivulidae
Gene: ftcdnl1
Product: formiminotransferase cyclodeaminase N-terminal like 1
Exons: 7
Coding region: 541-1602 (353 amino acids)
Molecular function (GO): folic acid binding; transferase activity
Source: RefSeq, a predicted model, not a curated record
AACACAAAAAUGAGGGAUUUAAAAUAAUAACAAAAAAUAGGCUGAAAUUAAAGUCGUGUCAGAGGAGAUAUUUCUUAUUUAUAAUCUGAAAAGCAUUUUUAUGAUUUCCAGAACAGAUCCAGUAGGUUUAUUAAAUAAUCAUGAACUGAUAAAUAAACCUAACUUUUCUUGGUGUGUCCAGCAGGGGGCAGUGUUAUAUUUAAUGAUGAAAGCUGCCUUUAAAAAGCGGAGGGAACCAUCUUGUGUUGAUGGUUUUAAACUGCAGCUGAGCAAACAGAGAUAAUGUUCAUGUCUGACUUUUCUCUGGACCUGUGAGCUGUUCUGGAUGAACACAUGGCUGCACGUGUCUCUGACCUGCUUUUCUGGUUCUGGUGUUACAGAUAAACGGGUCCAGUUUCCUCCAGGCACGACUUUGAACCAGUUCAGUAACUGUUUGUUUUUACAGAUAAAUUUGGAGCAAAAUCAGUCUAAUAUGUGCGCUGGCUUGGAUUCAUUCAAGAGCCCGGCCCUGCUGCCUGCAGGACCUCAGAGGGCCACUAGAUGUCACUACAUCCUGAAAACUGGUUCUUUAAGUUCCAUCAGAGAAACCUUCACCGUCCACCUGACAGAAACAUGAGCUCCACUGCUCUGGGCCGACGCCUGGUGGCGUGUCUUCUCAAUGUUUCUGAGGCUCGCAGGAAAGACGUGGUGGAGAGCGUGGCCAGAGCAGCUUUACUCAACUCCCAGGGUGUUAAACAGGAGGACACCACAGUGCUGAACAUCUUUAAUGAUCACGACUACAACCGCUCCGUCAUCACCAUCGUGGCCUCCAUUGACUCCAUCAGGGAGGCAGUUCUCUCUGCGUGCCAGAAGGCAUGUUCACUCAUCGACAUGAAUGAUCACUUGGGGGUCCACCCAUGUUUGGGGGCCGUUGACCUUGUACCGAUUUAUCCCCUGGGGGAAGACGUGGGAGUGGAGAUGUGCGCUCAGGAGGCUCAAGCUGUAGCUCAGGAGCUCACAGAGAGGGUCCCGGGUUCCAGCGUCUUCCUGUUCGGCUGGGCGGACUCCCCCUUACGACGGGGGCUCGCCGUCAGGAGGAAGGAGAUGGGCUGGUUCAGGAAGAACCCGGACCUGGAGGCCAUCAGGCCCGACGUUGGACCAGAACCACAGAGGCGUUUCGGCCUCACAGGCGUAGGAGCCGGUCCGUACGUCAUGAACUGCAACGUCACCAUCGACACCCGGGACGUGGCCCUCGGCCGCAGCGUGGCCGCAGCCAUCAGGGGAUCCACGCCCGGGGGCCUCCCUGGAGUCCAGGUGCUGGCGCUGCCACACGAGGGCGCCGUGGAGAUCGCCUGCAACGUGGAGAGCAUGGAAGGCCCGCCUCCGAGUCACCUGAUGGACGAGCCCUGGCCGUGCUUCAGCGUCGACGGUCGGCCGUACUGCCACGCCCCCGCCGCCCUCAUCGCYGCCAGGGUCGCCGAGCUGGCAGGAAGUCAGGGGGUGGGCGUGAGGGGCGUCGCCCUGGUGGGGUUCACCCCCCACGAGUGCAGGGACUUAGCGGAGUUGGCGUUGUCUCGAGGGAUGGGUGAGUUUUGGAAACAGCAGGGCCGGAUUCGGAUGUGAAAACAAACUGUCGCUGACUCAGCGUUUAUUCUGCCGACCUGAUCCAAGCUUCUGGACUGAAACAACUUCAGAGAAAUUUCAGCUGUUUCACCAGGUCAUGUGUGAAAAAGUUUGGCUCAUUCAGGACGAUACAGCUCUGACCUUUAACCUACCUACAUUUUUAUUUUUUUAAACUGAAACGUAGCAAGGACUCAGUGAAAAGCUGUCCUUGUUUAGCUUCAGUUUUACGUAACUUUUAGAUCAUUUUAGCUUUUAGCUACUAUUUUGCUAAAGUUAGAUUUUAGCUGCUAGUUUGCCUGUUUUAGAUUUUAGCUCAUGGUUCACAGUUAUCUUUAGCUGUUGUUUAGCUGUUAGGGUUCACAGUUUUAUCUUUAGCUGAUGUUUAGCUGUUAGGGUUCACAGUUAUCUUUAGCUGUUGUUUAGCUGUUAGGGMUCACAGUUUAAUCUUUAGCUGAUGUUUAGCUGAUGUUUAGGGUUCACACCAUUAUCUUUAGCUGAUAUUUAGCUGUUAGGGUUCACAGUUUAAUCUUUAGCUGUUAAUCUCAGUGAUAAAUGUCUCCUGACUGAAGGACAAGAACAGCUGAACAUCUUUAAAUAAAACUGGUCAUUUUAA